AUUUUACAGAAUACAACAAAAUCACAUUGCAAAUGAAAAUCCUCAAGCUAGCGGCUGUUUUGUUGCUGCUGUCUUGUGUAGUUAAAGGUGGGUCGGUAAAGUCAGGGAAAUUCUUUGCUAAUAAUGAGRCAGCAUCAAGCGACCCUGGAUGUUUCAAASUUGACUUUAAGACRGCGUUUCCAAGUARCAAUGACAUCAGAAUCCUURCUUCCGUGAKYCAAUCCAAYGACCAACAGCCUAUAAUCAACCCAGAGUCAUUAUGGSUAAAGCACGUGACUUCGAGUGGAUUUWGGGUUUGCGCACGUGAAUCCGUUGUCAGGUCAAACGAUACUCWGCUGAUCAACUGGCUGGCGAUGCAAGGCGCUGUCAAUGGACUGGAACAGGGUGAUGUCACGUUUGAUCGCUGGGGGUCUGGGACGCAAUGCAAGACCGUUCAGCUAAAUAAUUUUUACUCUCGACCUCUUCACGUCCAUGCAACACUGUCAUCGGGUGGUUCACCAGUCGAUGCCAUGGCCCUAUGGCUGAUCAAAAAUAAUCAUGGUGGAGCGUUUGCAAUAUGCAUGAGAGAAAGAAUCCACUUUUCUGGAAUCCACCGCAAACUCAAAGUGAAUUGGAUUUCUUAUGGUCAAAACACAAAUCCUUUAAACGUCACAGAAUCUAAGAAAGUGUUUCUCAGUGAUCGUGAUAUGGUGGAUUUUACUUUUUGUAAGAAAAUCAAUUUCACAAAUAACUUCUUCUCGCCACCCGUCGUUAUGGUCACUGCAAGUUACUACAGCAACGACUCCAGACCAGUUACGCAAACAUGCAAGGCAAUGAUUACGUGGAUUGAGGAAGURACAACUUCAUCAUUCAGAGUGUGCGCAAGACAGCUGCCAGGGUCCCAAAAUCGAGAUGACAAGAUUGGUAUCAGCUACAUUGUCAAUGGAGAUCUGGAUCCCUGUAUUAAUGUCUCGUGUAGCUAUUUCGGUGUCUGCAAAGCGUUUGCCCCCAACGAUGGCCGCUGUGUUUGUGUGACAAACUGUCCGACUUACGAGGAACAAGUGUGCUCUUCCAACGGAACCACUUUCAAAAACAGAUGCUUCUUUGAACUAGAAAUGUGCAGAAUCAGAAGAAAUCAUACUUUGCACCAUCCAGGAAGCUGUAGAGGUUUCCCGCUUGAGAAAGGAAGAGAUUUCUGGUCGUCACAUUCAGUGGAUCAGACAGUCUGCAAGGAAAUGAAAUUUAGACCUUACGCGUUUUAUCCAGACAAGCAAGUUCACGUCCAUCUUACCGUCAAUCAUGUUAAUACAACCAAUCACAAUCUGGUCCACGACGCUACUGCAUCAUGGGUAGAACGUGUUCAUUACCAGGGAUUCACUGCCUGUGUGACUACCGCUGGUCGAGGUGAGGGAGCACGUGCUACUGAAACCUCCUUUGAUUGGCUUGCUUACCAAGGUGCACCUGAUGGAGGCGUGACUGAUCGAACAAGAAUGGACGAGUGGUGGACUGGUACAAGUUGUAAAACAAUUCAGCUCCCAACGGACAAAUUCCAGACAGAGCCUACGGUAAUAGUAACAGCGGAACACAUUAGUACUGCCUUCAAACAUGAUGCUGCAAACAUCUGGCUUGAGCAAGUCAACAAGACGUCUUUUCAAGUGUGUUUGCGUGAAUUGCAGAACUUUGACGGUUUACACCAAGACAUUCAUGUGAGUUGGCUCGCGUUUGAUAAAGUACACCAGCCUCUAUUCAGUGAAAAGAGACAGAUAUACUUUCCCAACAAAGGAAGUCCAUCAGUGAGAAGUAAUGGAGCUUUUUGCAAGGAUGUCAAAUACAUCAAGAGUUACAGUUUUGUGCCUGUUGUUAUCUUGUCGACCAACCAUACACAAAGACAGGAUGCAAACAAAGCAGUCUGCGAUGGAGUUUCAACGUGGAUCGAGUACCUAAACACGACAGGAUUUCGUGUGUGUGUCAAGGAACUCUACACCAAACAAUACGAGCCACUGACAAUUAGCUACUUGGCAUUGGCAGAUAUAUGUGAUCCAGGAUGGAGAUACUUCGAUGGAGUUUGUUUUCAGAUCAGCUCUUCGUGUGAUACUUGGUUGAAUGCAGAGAAUCAGUGCAGGUCAUCACAGUCACACCUCGCAACCAUCAGAUCUCAGCGAGAAAACGUGUUUGUACAACAACAGCUCAACGGUGCCAAGGGCUGGUUUGGCUUCAAUGACAGAAGCGUUGAAGGAGAUUUCCGAUGGUCGAGUAAACUGCGAGGGAACUGGACCUACUGGGAAGUCAAUCAACCUGAUAAUGCAGGGAAUCAAGACUGUGUUCGCACUCUUGGUGUUCAUCACGACUACCGCUGGGACGAUGUUUCAUGUACUGACUGCCAUAACUUUACUUGUGCUAAAGAUAUUGAUGAAUGUUCAGUUGAUCAACACAGUUGUCAUGGUGAUGCUAUUUGUACCAAUACGUACGGAUCGCACACAUGUCAAUGYAAAACCGGUUUUACUGGAAAUGGUGUGCAAUGUACUGAUAUUGAUGAGUGCUCAACCUCUCCUUGUGAUGUGAAUGCCACGUGCUCUAACGUCCAAGGAUCUUAUAUCUGUCAAUGUAACCAUGGUUACUCUGGGGAUGGGUACACCUGCACUGAUAUCGACGAGUGUGCAAUAAUCGACUGUGGUCCAAAUGCUAUUGGCUGUACAAACACUGCGGGGUCAUAUAGCUGCAGAUGCAAACUUGGAUACUAUGGCAACGGGUCUGUCUGUAACGCACACUUAUACCGGGGGCUUGGGAAUUCAGCUAUGCUCCAUGACUACGGCAGCAACCAAUAUUGGCAGGACUUGUCUGGGUUCUUGAGUCCAGUGCUUCAAGAUGCAAGUAAGAGUCGUUGGGUGAGAUGUUGGAGAGCUGCUAGCGAUGGAUGGGAUGUGGAUUCAACAUUCCACCGCCAGUGUGACAACAAAGGACCGACAGUUAGCAUUGUUCGUGUUGGUAGUUACAUCUUUGGUGGCUAUACUGAUGUAUCAUGGGAUUGUUCGAGUAGCUACGCGUACUCUACUAAAGCCUUUCUGUUCUCACUGUACAACACACAUGGUUACAGUCCCAUCAAGUUACCAGCUGUACAGAAUCACCAGUAUGCUAUAUAUAGAGGCAGUGGUUAUGGUCCUACAUUUGGUGGGGGUCAUGACAUGUACAUAUCUAACCAUGCAUCAAGUUAUGGUGGUGCUUAUUUCUAUGUGUACACAUACAAAGCUCCACCUGCCUGUAGCUAUGGUAACUACUGCUUAUUCUACACAGGCAACACUCACUUCACACCCAGUGACGUUGAGGUUUUCUAUGAAACCACUAACUAGCAAUGAAGCUGUCUGAAACUGAAUCAAAAAGGGAUUGUAAUUAUGCUUAGAAAGGUUGCAGCAUUUAUUUUACAAAAAGUGAAAAUGUUUCGUUGAAUUAAAAAAAUUGUCCUUAUGCAUGAUGCUGGAUUGCAAAAAUAAUGAAAUCACCUCACCUUGACUGCAGUACUUUAUUAUAUUUUGAUUUUGUUUUGUCAGUAAUCCAUUUCACGGUUUUCCACCGUGGGAUCUAGAAAUCAAGCUGAGAUCAUGAAAGGUUUUUGUCAUGUUACAAAGGAAAACUCAUGAAAUACAUACUGGAAUAAAACUGCAAUUGUAUGAAAUAGCGAUGUGAGAUGUAAGCAAUUUCUCAUUAGGCAAAUUUAUUCAUUAACACUCUUUGAUAAUUGCGGGAUUUUUUUGGAUAAUAACUGAAUUUCACGUAUUAUAAUAACAUCCACAUCAAUUGGCUGACUGAUUCUGAAUUUUCACAGAAUGAACUCUGAAAGAAUUAAUGAAAAAUACCGUUUUAAAGAACUAAGCCCGACACUGCUGUCAGAAAUCCAUAAUGCUACAACCUUUCUGAGCAAAUAAAAAUAAUUCUAAAGUAGUUCUAGGCUCAAUAUAUCUGAGUGAUUUCAUGUAACCAAGUAAAAGCACAGCUAUAAGAUAAUGUUUGUAGGGUGAUGGUUUAGUCUC
This is a messenger RNA of Exaiptasia diaphana, 4004 nucleotides long. RefSeq lists its product as uncharacterized. The coding region runs from base 33 to 3326 and encodes 1097 amino acids. The transcript has 18 exons. Gene Ontology annotation, molecular function: calcium ion binding; Notch binding. The record is from RefSeq and is a predicted model, not a curated record. Lineage: Eukaryota; Metazoa; Cnidaria; Anthozoa; Actiniaria; Aiptasiidae. Gene Ontology annotation, biological process: Notch signaling pathway.